Molecule: messenger RNA, 570 nt
Organism: Brassicogethes aeneus
Lineage: Eukaryota; Metazoa; Arthropoda; Insecta; Coleoptera; Nitidulidae
Source: the annotation of a GenBank genome assembly
AUGAAACGAAGCUAUGAUAGUGGUGAAAACUGCUCAGGAAAUACUAAUAAUAAAGUUCUUUUGGUGGAAAGAAACUUUGAGCCCAAUGGUGUAGCCUUAGUUAACCCAUUGAAAGUAGGAAAACAUUCUUUUGAGGAAACCAUGGAACUGGCAGAAACACACAGUAAAUCACAAACAUUUAUUCAAUCAAAUGCCCAAAAUAAACUGGAAAUUAUUGGCAGACAGAUGAAAAGUUUACAAGAUCUAAUGGUUAAUGUGCUAAGUGAAAGUAAAUUAGAUAUGGAUUUACACAAUGCAGCUUGUAAUUUUGUAAAGAAACCUGGACAAAUUUACCAUUUAUAUAAAAAGGAAUCAGGACAAAAAUACUUCAGUAUGUUGUCUCCAAACGAAUGGGGUUCCAAUGCACCCCACCAAUUUCUAGGCAGUUACAAAUUAGAAGCUGACCAAAGUUGGACCAAAGCUGGUGAAGGACAAAACAAAUUUGAAGGGUUAAAUUACUUAACAAAUGUUUUUAAAAUUCAACAAAUAAGUGCAUUAAUGGAUACACAAGCUAUAAUGGAUACAAGUUAA